UGGGACCCCUGCUCUUGUCCCAGGGACCCAUCCCUGAGGUCACACAUGGUGAUUCCCGGUGAGUGGUCCCAAGAGUUUGCCUUGAUGUGGGAUGUGAUGGCACAGACAGGCUGGGCGGGGGCUCAGUGUGGCUGAGACUGGGCUGAUGUGUUGAAGGAACAGCCCUGGGAGGGAAUGCCCUGCUCUUCCCCAGCUGAAACCUGCUUCCACAGGGCUGGAGGCCUGGAAUGGUAGAGGGUCUGGGCUGGAAAGAGCAUCACUCAUCCCGCCCAGGUUUGAGCCUUUCCGGGGCUGCAGCGUUUCCCUGGGUGUUGCACAACCACCUCCAGCUGCCUCCGGAACACCCCGACACCACUCCCACCCCGAGCAGGGCAGGGAUGUUCCAGGAGAGGCACCGUGGAUCCAUCCCAGGGGAUGCUCAUCCCUCAGACCUGAACCCCUUUUCUUCCCUCCCCCAGCCCCAUGGGCAGACGAUUCCGAGAAGGGCCGGGGUGACCGCGGCCCGGGGUUUCGGGGGGAAGGUUGUUGACACCCCGAGCCCGUUCCUGCGGAUGUUCUCUUGCAGCACCUUCCUGCGGCUGCGGCCGCGCCUCCCGCCCGGUGCCCGCGCUCGGGGUGGGGGUUUCCUGUCGUGCCGAUGCCACGAGGCCGGGACAACACCCAACAGCCCCCGCAGCCGCCUGAGAGCCCCUCAGGGCAUCCUGGGCAUGGUGCUGAGCAGAAGGGCUCUGCAAAGCAUCGUCAGGCCCUCACUCUCCUCCUCUUGUGCAAAGGCAUUUCCCAGUGUCGGGCUACCCUCAUGUCCCUUCUCAGGGCACCAUGACCCCCUCCCGAGCCGUGCCCACACGGUGCCCGAGGGGUGGCAGUCCUGGCACCAGGUUUGUGUCACUUCUGCUUUCAGGGUGACGCGAGCCCCGACGCAGCAGCUCCUCUGGGCCGCCGGUGGGGCCGGGCGGGGGCUCCCACCGGGCACCGGGGACACGGCGAGGGUGCGAGGCCCCUCUUUGGGGCGCAUCCCACCCCCUGCCGCCCUCCCCGGUGGGUGCCCGCAGCCCCACUCUCAGUGACGUCCUUCCCCCGCCGCUCUCCGAAACCGCAGCCGCCCUUCCGCGCUCCUUCCCUUCCCCGCCCGGGAGGUGCAGGCGAGGGUGGCCCACGACGCCCCGCGGGUGCCGGUGCCAGGGCUGCCCUCGCCCCCCGUGCCGGGCCCUCGCCGGUGGAUCCCAUCAUCGCUGCAGCUUCGGAUCCCGCGGUGUCCCCCGGCACAGGUCGCGAUGGCGCCGGGCCGGGCUGUGCUGGUGGUGCUGGUGGUGCUGGUGCUGAGCCCCCCACGAAUGUGCGGGGCUGGGCUGGAGCCGGGGCCGGGGCAGCCUCGGGGCGGGCGGUGGCUCUGGGGGACGAAGGGGCGGGCGCUGCCCCUCUCCCGCGGGAAGAGGGACGAUGGUGGGCAGGACACCGGUGCCACCACAGCCACACAGGGGCACAGCCACGCUGCCACCGCGCUGAUCAGCACUGACCAGCCCGCGGGGGGCUCUGUGGCACCACCAGCACCCGGCACCAAUGCCAGCCUGCUCCGAGUGCCAACCACAGCCGAUCCCAUGGAUGAGACUGAUUCCCCUGAUCCCGACCUGCUGCUGAGCUCUGCACCACCAGCACCCAGCACCAACGCCAGCCUGCUCCGGGAGCUUGGAGUGCCAACCACAGCCAAUCCCGUGGACGAGACCGAUUCCCCUGAUCCUGACCUGCUGCUGAGCUCUGCACCACCAGCACCCAGCACCAAAGCCAGCCUGCUCUGGGCACUCACAGUGUCAACCACAGCCGAUCCCAUGGAUGAGACCGACUCCCCCGAUCCCGAUCUGCUGCUGAGCUCUGCACCACCAGCAUCCAGCACCACCGCCAGCCUGAACCGGGCACUCACAGUGCCAGCUACAGCCGAUCUCGUGGAUGAGACUGAUUCCCCUGAUCCCGACCUGCUGCUGGAGCCCGGCACAUCUGCAGCUCCCCAAAGGAGCAUCAGCACCACCCCCGGCUGGUUCACGCCGCCUGGCAAGGAGGGGACAGUGUCUGGUGGCACGGACAGCACGUCCUCCACAGGGCCACCCUCAACAGCCCUCCCAGCCCUCGGCCCCACCACCACGGGGUACAGGAAAGUCAAGAAAGCCGGAGGUCCCCCUGCACCGACCCGUUCGGCCCCUGGGGACACGACACCGACGGCCACCGCGGUGCCCUGGGACCCCAGCGGGGUGAUGGGCAAGUGCCUACUGGCCAUCCUGCUGCUGGGGCUGGUGGCCGCCACCUUCCUGGUGAGCACGGGGGUGCUGGGAGCGCUGCUGUGGCGGCGGGCGAGGACGGGGCACCGCCGGCUCAGCCGCACCGAGAUGGUUUGUAUCUCGUCCCUCCUGGCUGACGCCGAGGCGGCCGCGGGGCCCCGGCCUGUCCCCGCCCGGCGGCACAAGCGGCUGCACGACGGCAGCGCCGAGCCCGACGGGGACAACCUGACUCUCAGCAGCUUCCUGCCGGAGCACUCCUGAACCCCGGGAUGGGUCCUGCAUCCCACAGUGCUGGGGGGCCGGCGGCAGUGCCAGGGACGUGUGCCUGAUCCCCAGGCGAGCCACAGGCAGGGGACCCCCGUCCCCUCGGGUUCGUGUUUUCGCUUGGACCGGCGUGAUGGAGGUGCUUCCCCCGCGGCGAGCUCAGCACUCGAGGCUGAUCCAAUUAAAAUGUUACCCGGACGUGGUGGUCUCUCACUAGCAGGGACAGCCCCCGCCAGCCCCAGCCCCUCCCGCCCCGCCGCCUACCCACAUCCCGCUGCCGAAAUUUCGCUUCUCCAUCCUCC
Myiozetetes cayanensis is the source of this 2836-nucleotide messenger RNA. RefSeq names its product selectin P ligand (gene SELPLG). Gene Ontology annotation, biological process: leukocyte tethering or rolling; hemopoiesis. The record is from RefSeq and is a predicted model, not a curated record. Gene Ontology annotation, cellular component: plasma membrane. The coding region runs from base 1275 to 2531 and encodes 418 amino acids. The transcript has 2 exons. Lineage: Eukaryota; Metazoa; Chordata; Aves; Passeriformes; Tyrannidae.